AUGCGAUCCGUCAUCCAGGCCUACAUCCACCCCUUUAAGAGGAUUGGGGUGGCCCUACUUGACAUGCGGUUCCUACUCAAUGUUACUACCCUGACUCUUGGAACUUUAUACACCAUCCAGAAUGAUAAUAGGUUCUCCGAUCAGGAGAAUUUAGUCAAUGCAUCUGUGAGCACCACUUUCAUCUGUUACAUUGGUAUUGUUCUCUGGCACUUGCUGAAGCGGCUGCGUAACAAUGUGAGGAUCAGGAACAAGACUGACCAGAUGUUAGCCAGUGCAACCAGAGUCGUUCUGGGUGUGAAGCAAGGGUCAAAACCAUUAUGA
Molecule: messenger RNA, 321 nt
Organism: Geodia barretti
Lineage: Eukaryota; Metazoa; Porifera; Demospongiae; Tetractinellida; Geodiidae
Source: the annotation of a GenBank genome assembly